Molecule: messenger RNA, 279 nt
Organism: Triticum turgidum subsp. durum (durum wheat)
Lineage: Eukaryota; Viridiplantae; Streptophyta; Magnoliopsida; Poales; Poaceae
Source: the annotation of a GenBank genome assembly
AUGGCCUCGACCUGCUUCCGCGCCGCCGCCCGCGCCGCCACCGCGGCAUGCCGCUCGGCGGCCUCCCGCUCCAUGCCCUCCGUCGGCCGCUCCGCCGCCCGCCGCGCCCCGCUAAUCUCCAGGGUGCCGCUGGAGCUGGGGUGCUGCGCGGGAAUGUCGCUGCUGCCGCUGCACAGCGCGGUGGCCGCGGCGAGGCUGACUUCGCGGCUGAGCACGGCGUCCCGGAGCUCCUCCGCUCUCUCUCAGGGUAUCCUCUGUCGCACCUAUCCCGGACUUUAA